UAUCGACGUCCUUCUCGCAGCAGCUCCGCUCUCCAUCCUCCGUCUCCACCCUCCUCCUCCUACUCCUCCUCCUUCGCCGCCGCCGCCUCAGCAUCACUUCCUCUGCAGGUGGAUGAGGCUGGAAGCCCCGGAGACAAGAGCCAUGCCCGGGAUCCGCUGCUGUCAGACUUCUGAGCACCUCCCUUCGCGCCGGGGACCACAUCCUUAAAUGACCCGCGGCUGAGGAGGGGGUGUCUCCGGAUCCAGCGCUCGGAUCAUGGCAUGCUGCCCACACCGGGCAUCCAGCACUGACCAUGGGGCUCCGGUCCAGAACCGUCGCUAGCGGCUCGGAGGAUCACAAAAAGCCCUCUUCCGGCGUUCCUCCCGGGGACUUACUGGACCAAGGCACCGGGGGAGCGGACAAGGAUGGCGCCCUGCUCCUGGUGGCUUCGGGCAGGGAUGACUUCAAGCGGGGCUCUCAGGGCAUCGGCAUCGGGCUGCUGGCCAAGACCCCCCUGAGCUACACCCGGCCGGUGAAGAGGAAUAACAUCCGCAAGAGGAGGAUCCAGAACCUGAUCUACGACGCGCUGGAGAGGCCGAGAGGAUGGGCGCUGCUCUACCACGCGUUCGUGUUUUUAAUCGUCCUGGGCUGUUUGAUUCUGGCCAUUCUCACAACAUUCAGGGAACAUGAGAAGGUGUCUGCGCACUGGCUGGUUAUACUGGAGACCUUCGCCAUUUUCAUCUUCGGAGCGGAGUUUGCACUGAGGGUCUGGGCGGCAGGUUGCUGCUGUCGCUACAAAGGAUGGAGGGGGAGGCUGAAGUUCGCUCGCAAACCCCUGUGUAUUUUAGACAUCUUUGUGCUGAUUGCCUCGGUGCCGGUGGUGGCGGUGCGUAACCAGGGUAAUGUGUUGGCCACGUCCCUGCGCAGCCUGCGCUUCCUGCAGAUCCUGCGGAUGCUGCGCAUGGACCGGAGAGGGGGGACCUGGAAACUGUUGGGCUCCGCCAUCUACGCCCACAGCAAGGAGCUGAUCACAGCCUGGUACAUCGGCUUCUUGUCUCUGAUCCUUGCGUCCUUCCUGGUCUACCUCGUGGAGAAGGACGACGUCUCCAUGGAUGUGUCUAACAACGAGAACCCCACCGCUCAGCCCAAACCACAAGACUUUGACACCUACGCCGACGCUCUGUGGUGGGGGCUGAUCACUCUGACCACCAUCGGUUACGGGGACAAAACCCCAAAGACCUGGGCUGGGAGACUGUUAGCCGGCACCUUCGCUCUGAUCGGAGUGUCCUUCUUCGCUUUGCCUGCAGGGAUCCUGGGUUCAGGCUUGGCUCUGAAGGUCCAGGAGCAGCACAGACAGAAGCACUUUGAGAAGCGCAGACAUCCAGCCGCCGGGCUCAUCCAGUCUGCCUGGCGAUAUUAUUCCACCAAUCCAAUCAGGGAAGACCUCAUUGCCACGUGGAGAUUUUACGAAACAGUCAUCUCUCUUCCCUGUUUCAGGAAGGAUCACUUGGAGGCCAUGGCGAGCCAGAAACUGAGUUUACUCGAGCGUGUUCGGCUUCCAAAUGCCAGACCGUCAAUCGGGGCGGGUAAGAAGCUCACAGGUAACGCUGAGUCCAUCGAGGAAAGCCCAUCUAAAGAGCCCAAACCAGCAGGCUUCAGUAACCGGGAACGCUUCCGCACCGCCUUCCGCAUGAAGGCCUAUACACUCCGCCAGAGCUCUGAAGAUGCUGGAGCUUUGGCUGAUCCAGCCUUAGAGGAGCGGGGCUUCCCUCCAGACAUCCUCAUGGAGGAGAUGAUCCCCACGCUGAAACUGGUCAUCAGGGCAGUCAGGAUCAUGCAAUUCCUCCUGAACAAGAAGCGGUUUAAGGAAACUCUGAGGCCUUAUGAUGUCAAAGACGUGAUCGAGCAGUACUCUGCUGGACACCUGGACAUGCUCUGUAGAAUUAAAUACCUCCAGACAAGGAUCGACAUGAUUCUUGCCCCUGGACCCCCCCUCACUCCGAAACACAAGAAAACUCAGAAAACGCCCUUUACCUACCCACCCAACCAGUCACCCAGGCACGAGUCCUUCCUAGCCAAAGCCGCCUCCAUGCCGGACACCGAGGACCAAAGCAUGAUGGGUAGAUUUGUCAGGGUGGAGAGACAGGUGGAGGACAUGGAGAAGAAGUUGGACUUCCUGGUGGACAUGCAUAUCCAGCACACUGAGCACCUGCAGGUGGACUCUGCCGGCGCUGCCCACAUGACUCUGGAGACCUGCGGUCCUGCGGGGAACGGUGAGAUCAGACGGGUCUUCUUCAACUACGCAGAGGCGUUCCCGCACAUGUCGUACCAGGUGCCUGUCAGCAAGGUGAAUCCAUAUUACGGCAGGGGUGGUGGAAGAGGAGGUGGAGAGGGGGUGGGGUUAGGAGGAGGAGGAGGAGGCCGUGUUCCUCCAGAUCAUCAACCCCCGCCGCCACACCUCUACCAACGCCACCCUUCAGCUGCCAUCCCCACCUACACCGAGCGUCCCACAGUGUUGCCCAUCAGCUCCCUGCAGGACUUGUCAGCAGGGCUGGGCAGGACCACAGGGGGGCGGGGGGCCGACUCACCUCUCUCCAUGCUGUCGGUGAACCACGAGGAGCUGGAGCGCUCACCCAGUGGCUUCAGCAUUUCCGGGGAGCGGGAGGGGGAGGAAGGGGAGGACCUGUCGAUGGGGGCCAAGGCAACCGGGGACGCAAGCUGGACGAGACCCAGACCGAGCUACCUGGCGGAGGGGGAGACGGACACAGACACAGACCCUUUUACACCCAGCGGGGGGCCCAUGCCGCUCUCCUCCACGGGGGAGGGAUUUGGCGACGCCGUGUGGAACACGCCACCAUGAGGUGUUUGUGUGACUGCACAGAAAUCCACGACUCUGAGUUAAGACCUUAAAUCCAACCCAUGCCUCUAAACCCAAAUCAGUUUGGGUCAAAGCCACAUCUCUGGACUGAACCAUUUGGAAUAAAGGCGGGUCUAAUCCGCCUUGAUUCUGUGAGGUCACAAGAGAGGUCAUCGACCGCCAGAGGCCACUGCCGAUCUCAUCAACCGACCGCCGUCCAGACAGAGAGCCAUGGCAACGAAACUGCCCAGAGAAAAAGGGAAACCAGACGUUUGUAAAGUAAAACUCUGUACAGCGCACUCUUCGCAAAAAUUAGCUAAAAUAAAAAAGAACAUUAAUAUACAUACUAUAUACACCCAAAAGCUUUAUCGCUGCAAAGCCAACCGCACUGCAUGUGACGCAUGCGAUUUUUAGUGUAGACACUGCAAAGUUCAGGAUAUCAGGAAACGGAAAAAGAGAUUGAAUGGAUACAUAUACUUGCUAUGCCAUUUUGUAACACUUAUUUUUUUAUAUGAAUACAUUUUCAUUGUUUUUUGCAUGGUUUGCAUGAUAAUGCACCAUUCUAGACGUAACGGUUGGAGGGUGAUACUGGGAACCAAAAGUCUCCUGUCUCUUUGUUUUGUAUGUUGUCUGGUGAGUGUGUUUCUGGGCGUGUGUGUGUGUGUGUGUGUGUGUGUGUGUGUGUGUGUGUGAGAGAGAGAGAGCUCCAGAAAGAAAGAAAGAGGAGGACUUGGGUAACAAAACGCUGGUUAGUUGCUGGCAGUCGUGUUUCACCGUUUCUGCUUUUCUGGCGUUGUGCUGUAAAUUCUUCGAGGAUCAUUUCUGUCCAGAAAGCAGAACUUCUGAUCCUGUCACUUUGUUUGUUUUCACACCACUGUGCUCUUUAGUUGUAUGUCACCACUUUAUGCAUACAAACUUUCCACUUGGAAAAAAAAAUCAAAACGAGAAAUUCAACAGAAUUUGAAACACUAAAUCUCUGCUGCUUUGUUGGCACAUGACUUCAGGGAUAUGAACCACCUGUACAUCUUUAAUUUACUAAGAUUUCUAAGCUGAGUUCAGUUAAUCACCACUUUUAGGAUUUAACAGUAGUUUACAAUAUCAGUGCAAAAUAGUGGCUAAAACUACUAAGAUUUUAAAUGAGUAAAUCAGUGUAUUACUGAUUAUUUUCCUUUCACACAGACUAUUUCUUUGUGCCACGUCAAAUGCUUAGAGGUUCUUAAAUAGGGCAAGUGAAAAAUGAUCUCCAUCAAAACUUUUAUUGCAUUGCUACUGCAAAGAUACAUUCAGUCCUGUUUAGUAUCUGAAAAAGUAAACACAUGAACAUAUGAACGUGUUCUUCAGUGUGUUCUUCACAGAUCUGAUGUUUUAACAGUCAUUUUGGUUGAUUAUUACCUGAGGUCCUUCAGAGGAGGCCAUCGGUGGUUUUAAUCCCCCACUCCAUGUCUGAAACGUGUAAAAUACAAAUUCCGACCGAAAACAGCAUUUUCCCCAAACACCGAAUUCUGCACUUUUGCAAUAAAACUUUAGCUGGUGAUGAUGAGGAAUUAUCUUUGGAGUAGCUCGUCAGCAGUAAACUUCACAUUUCCAGUAUAUACAAUCCUCUGACUUGAAGAUAUAAUAGAAAGGGAAUACACAAUAAUGAAAUUAAAGGAACAUUUACCAAAACAGUUGCAAUAAAGGAGUCAGUCUCCAACCAGUUAUAAACAUUAAGUUAUAAUCUUUCUAUACAUUAAAGCAGCAGGAAAGUAAACUGAAGAUUUAAAAAUAAGACUGAAUUUCUCUACUGCCCAACAUCUUUAUAGUGACUGACAAGAUGGAACUUCAUAAUGUGCUAUUUUUUAAUCUAAAUUAGUUUUGAACACACACAUUCGAGCGUAUUGUUCACUGCUGCACUGUAAGAGACUGUAAUAUCCGGUGACCAACACAAACUCACACUGAAAGCAACAGCACCACAUUUUGGAUUGAACUUGAGUGACAUGUUAGUGAUUGGCUGCGACGGCGGAGGUUUCUGAUGUCGGUGGGUAACAUUUUGUUAAAAAAGCAACACAACACCUGAGCGCCCCCCCCCAAAAAAAAAAAAAAAAAAGCUUUA
Messenger RNA from Seriola aureovittata, 4929 nucleotides. RefSeq names its product potassium voltage-gated channel, KQT-like subfamily, member 3 (gene kcnq3). Gene Ontology annotation, molecular function: voltage-gated potassium channel activity. Gene Ontology annotation, biological process: potassium ion transport; transmembrane transport. The transcript is spliced from 16 exons. The coding region runs from base 294 to 2840 and encodes 848 amino acids. Gene Ontology annotation, cellular component: membrane. The record is from RefSeq and is a predicted model, not a curated record. Lineage: Eukaryota; Metazoa; Chordata; Actinopteri; Carangiformes; Carangidae.